AUGUUAGAAAAAAAGUUUGCUGACAUUGACAAGAAAUUUGAGAAUGUUUUAAACAAGAACAAGAGGAAGUUAGAAAAUGCUCAGAUAAAACCUAUACAUGACAAGUUCUUAUUUGCUCAGAAUGGUAUAACAGGUCUAAUUGCACCACCUGGGUCGGGUAAGACUUUCACUUAUCUUAAAAUGGCUGCACAACAACAAGAACUAGAUGAGAAGAACCCAUUCUAUGAGUUAGUAGUCAUUUGUAGUACUUCUGGUCAAUUUGACCAAACCGUCAAUUCGUUCAAAGAUAUUAUAAAGAAGUCUAAGUUAGUAUGUAUAAAGGAUACUGAGUUGUUAGAUUGGAUAAAGAAGUACCAAAGAAGAGUUUUGAAGUAUAAUGCUAUAAAUGAGUAUAUAAAUUCUAAGUUCAAAGACCCAAAUGAGGAAAUGCAGAGAAUAUUAGAGAAGAAACACUUCAGAAACAAACAGAAAGAGAUAG
Trichomonas vaginalis G3 is the source of this 478-nucleotide messenger RNA. Its product is annotated as P-loop containing nucleoside triphosphate hydrolases family. Gene Ontology annotation, molecular function: hydrolase activity; DNA binding; ATP binding. The record is from RefSeq and is a predicted model, not a curated record. The annotation marks the transcript as partial. Lineage: Eukaryota; Parabasalia; Trichomonadida; Trichomonadidae. The transcript has a single exon.